Fusarium verticillioides 7600 is the source of this 2532-nucleotide messenger RNA. Its product is annotated as phenylalanyl-tRNA synthetase. NCBI's taxonomy places the organism in Eukaryota, Fungi, Ascomycota, Sordariomycetes, Hypocreales, Nectriaceae. The transcript has 2 exons. Gene Ontology annotation, cellular component: mitochondrion; cytoplasm. The coding region runs from base 272 to 1726 and encodes 484 amino acids. The record is from RefSeq and is a predicted model, not a curated record. Gene Ontology annotation, biological process: phenylalanyl-tRNA aminoacylation. Gene Ontology annotation, molecular function: tRNA binding; phenylalanine-tRNA ligase activity; ATP binding.
CUAGGUUGUAAUGCUAUCUCUAUGCGAGGCCGUUGGAGAAGAGCUGAAGUUGAAUUUAAUUGUGAGUGAACUGCAUUGGAUUGGUUAUAUCCGGAGGAGCUGUAAGGCCGAACGCCGAACAUUUUUGCAGCUUUGGUGAUACAACCAACCAAUCGUGGAACCACUUUCGGCGUUCGAGUAUUCAAUCUACGAUAAAGCAACCAGCCAUUGGCGUCUAUUGCGUGGCCCGUUCGGCCUGUAAUGUAACUGUCGAGCUUCACAAGUCUUCAGAAUGAGACUCUACGUCCAGGGCAUGCGGUGCCUGAGGGUUUCUGCCCCGCGACCUGCCCAGCUUCCCCGAAGCUCUAUUCUUCUACCAACAGCUUGCGCCGCGAGGACUUACUCGUCGGCACGCCCGACGGGAACUCCAGGCUCCGUGACUAUCCGCGACCAGACCAUCAAGACCGAUCCUCAAUGGUUCAACGUACCCGACAAUGUCCUCGAGGCCACUGCAAGGAAACUUCACCUCUUGAAAGAUCACCCUGUGUCCAUCACCCGCCAGAUUAUCCAGGCCAACUUCCCUGAGCCGACGUUCAAGUAUCACAAUGAGUUCAGCCCUGUGGUGUCGACAGCUCAGAACUUCGAUUCGUUAGGAUUUCCCGCGAACCAUCCCGGCCGCGCCCUGUCCGAUACAUACUACUUGAAUAGCGAAACACUACUGCGAACGCAUACGAGUGCUCACCAGGCCGACACAUUCCGAGCUAACCAGAGCGCGGGGUACCUUGUGUCUGCCGAUGUAUACAGACGAGAUGCCAUUGACCGCAGCCACUAUCCCGUGUUCCAUCAGAUGGAGGGUGCAAUGUCAUGGGAUCGUACCAAGGUUCCCAAUGGUGAUGUUGCUGCUGCGGUAUGGAAGGACUUUGAGAAGCUACCCGUUCAUGGAGUCAAGGUCGAUGACCCAAACCCUCCUAUGCAUCCUGAGACAAACCCUCUCCAAGAUGCUCAUCACACAGCUGCUGAGGCUGAGGCUAUCGGUGCUCAUCUCAAGAGGUCAUUAGAAAACAUGGUCGUCGAUAUCUUCUCUCGGGCCAAGGCUACUGCCAUCAAAGAUGACCCCAACUUCGUGGACGAGCCUUUGCAAAUGCGAUGGGUAGAAGCUUACUUCCCCUUUACCAGCCCCUCAUGGGAGCUGGAGGUUUACUAUGCCGGUGACUGGCUCGAGGUACUGGGCUGUGGUGUGGUCAAGCAGGAUAUCUACAUCAACGCUGGUGUACCUGACCAACUUGGUUGGGCUUUUGGCAUUGGCAUCGACCGCAUUGCCAUGCUUCUCUUCAAGAUCCCUGACAUUCGCCUCUUCUGGUCAAAAGACAAGCGCUUCCUAUCCCAGUUCGAGGGCGUGACCGACAAUCUCGAUAACUUGAAGCGCUUCGUCCCCUUCUCCAAGUAUCCUCCCUGCCCCAAAGACGUGUCCUUCUGGCUUAGCUCCACGACAGCAGCAGGUGGCAACACCAAGGGCACAUUCCAUGAAAACGACGUUAUGGAAAUUGUCCGUAACGUGGCGGGUGACGUGGUCGAGGAUGUGCGCCUGAUUGAUGAGUUCACGCACCCCAAGACGGGCCGCAAGAGCAUGGCGUAUCGCAUUGUUUACCGCAGCUUGGAGCGGACUCUGACUAACGAUGAGGCCGUCGCUUUCCACGAGGAUGUGCGCAAAGCUUUGGUCAAAGAGCUGGGCGUCGAGCUUCGAUAGACUGGGCCAGAGCUAGGGUAGCUGAGCUGAAAUAAACGUGUGGAGAAGCUGGUGCUUAUGGGCCCAGCUCGACAUGGCAGCUUGGACCCUUGAUCGCCUUGAGCUAAUUAUGAGGCGGUAUUGUAAAUCUGUAGACUAGUCGCAUCUGUAUAGUAUCUGCUGUAUGAAUCAAUGAAAAGUCCGAUGCUCGCGGGCUUAGCUCUCCUCUGACGUUGUCGAACAGUACUAUCACGAGCCCAGCUGCUGCGCCAUAGGAAAAUCACGGGCUUCGUUUCCAUAUAAGCCAAGCCACGAAUCAAGCGUGGCUAUUUGCAAAUUGCAGGAUUCAUGAAUGGCAUUGCUCGAGUGACGUUAUUGUUGAUCUGAGCCACGUCUGGUCCGGGCUCUGGGUUCCUUGCAUGGAUGAGCUGAACUGAGCUGCCUCCCAGCGGGGCGGUAUCGAGAACAGGGAUGAGACGGGUGGCUUGUGCGCUGUGGCGUUGCUGGUUUCGGAGGGUUUAAGGGAUUUGGAGGCCAACGAGUUAUUGGAUUCCUCGGUGUCGGGCAGAGGAGACAGGAGAAUAUCACUAUAUUCUCGUAUUGGAAUUGGAAUUGGAAUUGGAAUUGGCUAUCGAUUCGAGACUCUCAAUUAGACUCUGGCCGUAUCCGCGAGAGAUAUCUGAUUCGACCACCAAGCCUUAGAUCAGGAACCGUAGUUACAAAGUAGUAAACCGAGGCCUCUAACCAGAUCCCAGGGAUAUUCUCAUAUAACCGUUUUGUUAUCUUGAUUACAUAGUAUCACAACUUGUUCUACCGAUCAAUCGACC